This is a messenger RNA of Acanthoscelides obtectus, 3235 nucleotides long. NCBI's taxonomy places the organism in Eukaryota, Metazoa, Arthropoda, Insecta, Coleoptera, Chrysomelidae. The record is from the annotation of a GenBank genome assembly.
CGCCUUGCGAUGUCUGCGGCUUAAGGCAUUCGCCACAACGUGUGGGACCGGUUUUAGUUGAUUACUAACAGAGCUGUCAAAAGUGUUGUUAUGUCAGACGUCAGACAUUUCUCGUGUAUUCAACUGUAUUAGUGUAUACUGUAAUGAGUGGUAAGAGGCAAGGUGGUGGUUUUUCAUAUUUUGACCAUUGAUUUUGGUCUUUUACAAUAACUGGAAAAAGUGUUUAUCGAAAGAGCAUUCUCAAGCAGUUUUUUAAUAAGUUCCAAUCUGAAAGAAUAAACACAGCAAUGUCUGUGGCACAGUUUUUGGAAGGCCUGCCUUCAUACAAUGAGAAUAACUUCACGAAAUUCCACGUAGAUAAUAAUAACAGAUCACCGCUCAAACGACCAUCUGUAUAUGUUCCCACAAAAGAUUUUCCAUCAGAACAAAUAAUUGUAACAGAGAAGACAAGCAUACUUUUGAAAUAUAUCCAGCAGCAUUGGGAUAAAAAAGUCAAUGUAAGUACCUUAUUGUUCAACACUUUUUGUCUAUACUACAUUCUGCAAGAGUAUUGUAAGAUAAUAUUUAUAAUAGCUUAGAUCUAAGAAUGAAAUUGGGACAGUGUAAUUGAUAUGAUUUAUCCUCAGAAUGAUGUCUCUCAGUGAGUGUAUUUUGCAAAAGAAAAUGGAAAAAUGCUGGGAAAUUCAGCUACAAAAGCACACACACAAAAUUUUGCCAGUGGGCUAGCAAAAAACAUACCUUAUAUUUAUUACUUGACCAAUGAUUUUUCAGUCCAAAUCAAUAACAUCAACAUUUCCAUAGUUUUAUUUUGAACUAAGCAUCUGGAAGACAUCAUCAUUUACCCCUGGUCAAAAUAAACACUAGCAUGUUACAUUCAAAUUCCCGCGCUAAUAUUAUCCAGAGGGCCAUAAAUGCCUGGGCAGGCAGAGACAAGCAAAUCAUCCUAUUAGAGCAUUACUAUACCAUUUCAAAGACAGCAAUUGCUGCCUUCUGCAUAUAAAACACUUCUGCGCUGCAGGGAUAGAAGUGUAGGACACAGACUAAAUUUUUAAUCGGUUGUUUUCGGUAUUAUCGGCCAGCAUAGACAUGGGAUACUUCUGCAGCACACAAGAUGACCUUCAAUGCCCAUGUUUGUGUUGAUGCCAAGUAAAAUAGGUUUGAACAGGCAAUAGUUAUCUAGCCAGUUCUCUACUAGUAAUAUAUUUUUUUCUUAUGGCAAAAUUCAUAUUGCUGCAUUUGUUAUAUUCAUGUUCUUAGUUCAUAAAGGUUUACUACAUUUUUAUCAACAAAAGUAGCUAGAGGACUUUUACAGCUGGAGAUGUAAUUUAUAUGUUGGGUGAAAAGCCAGGCUUAUUCAGGACCCCUUUAACCAUAGGCCAUAAAUUAAAAUAUUUGUUUUGAGCAUUAGUAAUGAUGGUGGGGAGGCGAAGCCUGGCAACUAGGCCACCUUUGACUCCAUAGUACUAACACUAUACCACUCCACAACCCAUCCACUGAGUGAACUAGUGAUGCAAUGCAUCUAUGUUCUAUGUUGAUUUUACACCAAUCUGGUGCAUAAUAUAGACAACACACUACUAAACACCAGAGAGCCUGAAGGCCGCCAACUACUAGCUUGACAUCCUAACCACUUGGCUACCCAGGCCCCAAGAUUGAGCAUUGAUUUAAAUAUUCUGAAGAUAGCUAACCUAAUACUAUAUUGGCUUGUCAAAAAAAUUAUCUGAGAUGCAAUAAGAUACCAUAGCAUUAUCUUUUCAAAAUUGUCAGCUGUGUUUCUCCUCUCAGCACUGAUUAGAAAUCUACAUUGAAAAGGUUAGUGUCUCUUAUAUGGCAUUGUAGCCAGCUAUAUUAGCAUAUUGUUUAUAUUUGGCUACAGCACCAUCUAUGCGAGUCUAACUCCUCUAACGCCGAUUUUUCAUCAGUGCAGAGAGGAGAAACAUAGCUGUGACUAAUUGUGCUAGGUGCUCUUCUCAAUUAAGAUUGGGAUUUUUUGACGCGAAAAUAUAGUAUUGGGUUGGCUAUCUUCAGGUAGAAUAUAAUAAUGGUUUGAGGCAUUGAUUCAUUCAAUUAAGAAUUGCUUCCUCUUCAGCUGUGUACCUAAUUUUAAACCUUAUAUUAUUCCAAAUUUAAGACUUGCGUGAAGAAAAGAGACAGCAAUACCCAAUCAGAUGAACCUGUCAGAAAGAGACCAAGAACAGAGUACAGCAGAAUAGACUAAGCUCCCUCAAAACUUCCACUAUCUCUGUUAAUUGUCAGGCACUUGUACAACUUACUCAAUCACAAAUUGCACAAGAAUACUAAAUUACAUAUAACUCUCUAAGAACAUAGAAAAAAUUUUAAUGACAUCUGUUUAGAAUAGAUCAUGUUACAGGAUACAAAAACAGUUCAAUUUAAGUUAAGCAAUUUUACAAGGUCAGUUGUAAAAUGGUCAAACCUGUUGAACAAUAUACUCAUUAACAAAUUUUUUGGCUGCAUCUGUAGUUUUCAUAUGAAAAAACAACAUUUUAAAGGUAAGUUGACACUGAUAUCAAUUCAGCCAUUGUGUUUUCUUUUUUGCAUCUCCUGUACAAUGGUCCAAACCUAUGGAGGUAGUAAUGCCUGCAUUUUUUAUAUUGCCAUUUUAACUCAAGUUUAACAAUGUCAAGUUUUUGUAAAUAUCAGCAUUAAAAAUAACUAAAAUUUGUGGUUGCAUAGGUCAUACAAGUAUUCAUCAAAAAUGGUUUAUGUUAUAAAAUUUGGAUUUUGGUAUCAAUCCUUUGCUGUUGCAUUUCAGAUGUACUUUAGGUAUUUCCCUAUAUGUUUAUUUGUAUUUGGUUGUUUUGUGUAAUGGUUUAGUAUGUUAAAACGGUUUGGUAAAGUAAAUGGCUUUGACAAAUAUUUGUGAAAAAUCACCUUACUGGUACAUUCACAAAAAUAAUAAGAAAUAUAAGAUAAAAUGAGUCUUCCCAUUAAAAUAAGUGCAAGUGACUAUAUAAAAAUUAACACACUUUGAUUUGUUUUUCAAGAUUUGAAUAAUCAACAUUCAGAAGCUCAAAUUUCUACAGGUGUAAUCAAUACGAUUAUUUCAAAAGACUAAUUUAUUUUCUCAAAGUCCAUAUAUUUUGCCAAAAUGUGUCAAAACAUUACUAAGUAUGAAUGAUUUGUUAUGUAUUAUCGAGUUUAUUUAAGGACUUUGUAAGUAUAGUUACUUCAUUGCUGUCAUAUGAAAUCAAUAAAUGAUACACUAGGUAUAUUAUAA